GGCCUUUAAAGCGACUGUAUGUGACAGAUCCGGUAGUGAACAUACACAUCUGAAGUAUAACAGUCUUUCGUCCUGGAUUGUUCUUGUAUUAUGCUUCAUAAUGUCUCCUGCAAACGCCACAAUGCAAGACGAGACUGACACAGAGAUCCCUGCCGUGAAUGUCUGAAAUGAAGUAAUAGAAUAAAUCAUACAUGCUGGCCGACCUCUGGGAACUGGUCCUGGUGGCCCUCUUGGAGACCCACAUCCAUGUCCUUAUUGAAAAGUGCAGAGGCAAAAAUUAUUGCCUGUAUCAAGAAUAACGUUUGGUCCAGAUUUGUGACUUUGCCCAAUCAAAACAGAAUAUGGACCCUUAAAGUCACCAAUAAGACCGCACUCAAACAUAAAGACCAAGCCGCUCAGACGCCCCUAGUGAUGAUCCACGGGUUUGGAGGGGGGGUCGGCCUCUGGAUCCGUAACUUGGACGCAUUGUGUCAUUCUCGACCCGUCUACGCCAUUGACCUGCUGGGCUUCGGGCGCAGUUCUCGCCCGGCAUUCCCAUCUGAAGCCUCAUUGGCCGAAGAGCAGUUCGUUAAUUCAAUAGAGCAAUGGAGACAAUCACUGGGGCUGGAACGCAUGAUCCUAUUGGGCCACAGCCUGGGUGGUUACCUAGCAACGUCCUAUACCAUUCAAUAUCCAGAAAGAGUCAGUCACCUGAUCCUGGUGGACGCGUGGGGUUUCCCUGAGAGACCCCAGCCUCAGUCACAGGACUCAGGAGGUCAAGGGUCAGAGCUGAAAAGGGUAUCGCCACCUCGCUGGGUGAAGGCUCUUGCUUCAGUGUUCAGCCUGUUCAACCCACUGGCCGUCAUCAGAGCAGCUGGACCCUGGGGUCCGGGGCUGGUGAACCGAUUCCGUCCUGACUUCAAGAGGAAGUUUGAGGGUCUGUUUGAUGACGACACCAUGACACAAUACAUUUACCACUGUAACGCCCAGAGCCCGAGUGGUGAGGUGGGUUUCAAAGCCAUGUCUGAGUCUCUCGGCUGGGCCAAAAGGCCUAUGGUUCAGCGUGUGAACCUGCUGCCACCAUCGACACCUGUCAGCAUGCUCUACGGAUCGCUCUCAUGGGUGGACAGCUCGACUGGAGACACUGUCACUCAGAUCAGAGGCAAAAGCCUCACCAGUGUCACGAUGAUUGAAGAUGCUUCCCAUCACGUCUACGCCGAUCAGCCGGACGAGUUCAACCGAGUCGUUGAGAAUAUCUGUAAUACGGUAGACUGAAUAUGGUCAGACAGGAUGGACAUUGAUUUGUGUGUUGGCAUUUCUAUCUUUGAAAGAGGUCUGUCCUGUGUUUGUGGGAUGAUCAGAUUGAUAGAAACAUGUAAAGGCAAAGCUGUUCUCAGACCUUGUCACUUCAUAAUCAAAUUGUAUUGUUUGUGGCCUUUAACGUGGAAAAGCUCAAUGACUGUACUGCAGAAUUUAAUGUAAGCUGGUUGUAUUUGUAUUUUCUAACCUAUAUUUUAUUCAGUUUUCUUGUUUAGCAUGCACUGAGACAGUCGUGCUACCUGUGCCAUGAAUGCAUUGACAAUGUUUGGACGGUCAUAUUGACUAAGAGAUGUUUCAUAAUUAUUUCAUUCUGCAUUAUAAACGGUUGUCUGUAUUUUAUAACGUGCAUAUCUCAAUACAAGGCUGUACCUUUAA
This is a messenger RNA of Rhinichthys klamathensis goyatoka, 1674 nucleotides long. RefSeq names its product abhydrolase domain containing 4, N-acyl phospholipase B (gene abhd4). Gene Ontology annotation, cellular component: lipid droplet. Gene Ontology annotation, molecular function: phosphatidylcholine lysophospholipase A1 activity. The transcript is spliced from 9 exons. Bases 247 to 1254 code for a protein of 335 amino acids. Lineage: Eukaryota; Metazoa; Chordata; Actinopteri; Cypriniformes; Leuciscidae. The record is from RefSeq and is a predicted model, not a curated record.